Meloidogyne enterolobii is the source of this 810-nucleotide messenger RNA. The record is from the annotation of a GenBank genome assembly. Lineage: Eukaryota; Metazoa; Nematoda; Chromadorea; Rhabditida; Meloidogynidae.
AUGGGCUUCUUCCUGUCAGCACCAAUUGUAUUUUUGGCAAAUACAGUAUAUUUGCCGUUUGUAAUUUCUGUAGUGAUUGGAGUUCCUUCUGCUAUUUUGUAUUUAUUUGAAGUUAUAAUAAUUAUUACAAAAUGGAAGGAAUUUAAUUCCAGCUUUUUUCAAUUACUUAUUGCAAAAUCAAUCUUGAAUAUUCUCAACUUCAUUAUCUCCUUUGGACCACGUUUUGGAAAGGUUGGGUUGUUCACAAAUCUUUUUCUUCAACUACCUUCAUGGGUAUUAGCGAUAAUAUUCUUCUUUGGUUAUUAUUGCAUACACGGCGAAAAUAUAGCCACCACUUUACAAUUGCUGAAUAGACUUUCUUCAAUUUUAUGGCCAUUUUCUUAUGAAAGGGCAUGGAGACGCUGUCUGCCACUCAGUAUGCUACUUAUUUUUGUUCUUCCAUUAAGCCGAACCGUACAAAUUUUAUUUGAACCCUUUAUUGCCCGCCUACAGGCUGACAAUCAAACUGUAACUAUAUAUGAGGUUACUAUAAAGCCAGGCGAGAUCAACCCUACAGAAGAUGCAGCCUAUUCCUGUGUUAUUUUCAUGUUUAUCUGUUUAAUUAUAAAUAUAGCUACAUUGUUUGUCUACAAAACUAAAGUACAACCCCAAACAAAUAAAACAACUUCGAACGGAUUGCAACGGAUUAUAGAAAAGAGACUGACACUUUACGCCUUUUGGACGUUUGUUGGUCAGCUACUUAUUUCUAUUACGACGGUAAAUAAAAUUCUUAAUAUUUUUUUCAAGAUAACGAGGGUAGCAACAAGAUAA